GUUUUCCAAGGACACUUCCACAAGCAGAAGCCCUGGAUAGAGCAUAUCAGGUAGACACAGUGAUUAAUCUGAACGUGCCCUUUGAGGUCAUUAAGCAACGUCUCACUGCUCGCUGGAUUCAUCCGGCCAGCGGCCGGGUCUACAACAUCGAAUUCAACCCUCCCAAAGCUGUGGGGAUCGAUGACCUGACCGGGGAGCCUCUCAUUCAGCGUGAUGAUGACAAGCCAGAGACCGUUGUCAAGAGGCUGAAGGCUUAUGAAGUCCAAACACAGCCGGUCCUGGAAUAUUACCAGUGAG
Molecule: messenger RNA, 297 nt
Organism: Leptonychotes weddellii (Weddell seal)
Lineage: Eukaryota; Metazoa; Chordata; Mammalia; Carnivora; Phocidae
Source: RefSeq, a predicted model, not a curated record